Molecule: messenger RNA, 750 nt
Organism: Ostreococcus tauri
Lineage: Eukaryota; Viridiplantae; Chlorophyta; Mamiellophyceae; Mamiellales; Bathycoccaceae
Source: the annotation of a RefSeq genome assembly
AUGUAUUUUUCUCCACUUGAGCAAUUUACAAUUAUCUCUCUGAUCCCCUUCCAUUUAGGAAAUUUUUAUUUUUCAUUUACAAACUCAGCCUUGUUUUUCUUAUUAUCAACCGGCGCGUUUCUUUUUCUUUGUUCGCUUGUCUUCGUAAAAGGAGGAACUUUAGUACCAACACCAUGGCAAUCAGUCGUUGAAAUGAUUUAUGAGUUUGUUGUGAGUUUAGUUUCUGAACAAAUUGGAAAAAAAGGUGUGAAAUACUUCCCUUUCGUGUUCACUCUAUUUACUUUUCUACUCUUAAGUAACUUAAUUGGGAUGAUUCCAUAUAGUUUUACGACAACAAGUCACUUCGUGAUUACUUUUACACUGUCAUUUUGUGUAUUUAUUGCAAUGACUUUAAUCGGGUUUCAAACGCACGGACUCCACUUUUUCAGUUUUUUACUCCCACCAGGAGCACCUUUAGCAUUAGCUCCAGGAUUAGUUGUUAUUGAACUUGUUUCUUACUGUUUCCGUGGUAUUAGUCUUGGGGUACGACUUUUUGCAAAUAUGAUGGCUGGGCAUACUUUAGUUAAAAUUCUCAGUGGUUUUGCUUGGAGUAUGCUUUCAUUAAGCGGUGUAUUAAAAGCAGCAGCGGCCAUCCCAUUUUUAGUUGUUUUUGCUCUUAUGUUCUUGGAGGUGGGGGUUGCUUGUCUUCAAGCCUACGUGUUUACUAUUUUAACAUGUAUUUACUUAAAUGAUGCGAUUCAUCUGCAUUAA